AAAACAUUCUGAGGACCAUCUUACCCUUAUUUGCUAAUGGUUUUUGUUUAGUAACCUGGAACAAAUAUUAACUGAAUUUUAAUCCAAUUUUAGGACUGGCCUUGCGCGCGUCCAUGCUUCUCAUAUUUGAUUGGUCAAUUUUUAAACAAUCCGCGUUCCUGAUUGGUCCGUUGCCUUAACCGCUGUUCUUCAAAUUUUGUCGUUGAUAAUACUAGACACACGGAAUAUUCAAAAGGACGUUCUAUACGGGCACAAGUUUGCAAUGUUAAUAAUCAAGUAAUCUGCCACAGGCCUGCCUGCAAGAAGCUGUAAUUCAGUAGAAGAUCAAUGACAGAAAAGUUAAAUCGUUGCUGGUUGCGCUGGAGGGUUAUAAGAAGAUUUGAAAAGUAAAUUUUGUAUUAGGCCACCCUGUCGGCCUUGCCACAGAGAUGGCUUCCAGUGGAAUGCAAAGUCACCCAAGGAUAAAAUGGGACCUUCCUGCAAACGUUUUUCAUAUCCCAGAAUCUUUGACUGCAUCUCAUUCUUCUGAAGCUGUUCUUGAACUUGCCUGUUUCGUCAAACCUCCGACAUUGUCUUUCGAGAGAGUCAAAGUUGGAACAACAUGCGUCAAGACACUGAAAAUCGUUAACCCUGGUACAGAAAGAGAAACUGUUAUUCUAGAAAAGUUCCCGAGUGCAGAGACCGGUCUCGCUAUAGUUUCUCCUUGUGAAGAAAACUCUUCAACCUUCAAUCUUGAACCUCAGGAGGAAACUAAGAUCACAAUCUCAUGGCAUCCUCUAGUCGCAGGCAGUUCACGCCACCUCGUCACAUUCAAGUGGCUCGGAGCUCAAAAACUUCAAGUUGUUUUAUUGGUAUCUUCGUAUGAUCCAAAUGAAAGGAAGAACAAGGCAAAACGAUUUGGAAACCGUAAGGUUUUACGUCCAACUCAAAGGCAAAAUAUCCUUGAAAAGAAAGCACCCAAAAAAAAUGAAAAGUUUUUUUGCAACUAUAGACAUAUUCACCCAGAUAUUGGGUCAGGGUAUAAAAGUCCAAGUGAAGACAAACUAAUGGAUGCAGCCCCAGACACACCUUCAAGACGUGCAACAUUCAAUGUUGUGCAGCCAACACUUGGCAUGAAACAGGAAGUGGAAGAUUACAAAGAGGGUAAAGAGAACAAAGAGCCAGUGUUAGAAUCAGAGAAUACUGCACGAGCCACAUUCAUGGUAGGAAAGAAUACUGAUUUGAAGGAAGAUUCCAAGAAAUGCCUUAGCAGUAACCCAGAUAAAAAACAAAGCAAAACAGAGGUGCAGAAAAAGUGCUUUGAAGGGCUCAACAAUAUUGCACAAAAAAGAAAAACCAACGAAAGUGCCUUUGAUGAAAAUAGUGUUAUGAUAGGUAACACGUUUCAUGAAAGUGAGAUCAGGUUAUCCAGCUCACCUAUUAAGUGGUAUGAAAGAUCCAAAAUAUCAUUGCAUUCAAACAAUGAUUUACAUCCGGGACAAGUUGUGAUGAAUGGUGAGGUGAAGCAUGCCUUUAUUCCAUAUCCUAGUUUUGAUAACACAGAUACAUUCUGGAACAUGGAGAUGUCUACAGCAAACAAGCACAAACUGCCACCACAAGACGAGUCUCUUUCUUUUGGUUCGGCUGCAUCAAGUCUUUUCACCAUCACGCGCGAAGAAAAGUUCUCUUCUGUGCUUGAACCAGUCAAUAAAUCCACUAGCGUCUAUGCAACACCGAUUGGUGGACAGUUAAAUUCAGUAACCACUGUCAGUACAAACACUGGAGACGAAAUCUGUGAAGAAACCUUGGUUGUGAACAAUGAAGCGAGAAAAGAAAACGGCACGUUUUGCAUAGAAGACAAUAAGAAUGCAAAUGAAAGUCAAGAUAAGAGGGACAUGGUAGCAAAAUGGGGAGAUUGUGGAGAUCAUGGCAACCACCUUGAACCAUCUGAAAAGGCUGCAGCUGGUAAAGAGGGCAGAAACGUGAACACUGAGCUUAAAAAGGCACCUACUCCCGUUAGAGAAAAUGCAGAGCCAUGGCAUUGCGAAAAUAUUAACUGUGAAGUAACUCAAAAUAAAGAUGAAUGCAUUGAAGAUGACGAAACCAUAAAAGUGCUGGAAGUUUCAACCAAGGAAACUGAAAGUUUUGAAGAACUGGAUAAAAACAGAAUGGCAAAAAUUAGUGCUAAGGCCGAUAUUGCGGAGUCUUCAAUAGGUGAUGAUGCAGAGAGCGUGGUUGACAGGAAGCAAAUUAAAGCGUCUAUUGAUUUGCAAAAGAAUUUAAUGAAAAUGUCAAAUGUUGCGAAAAAGAAGAUCAGAUCAACAAAUGUUCAUCAAAGCAAAGAGCUGUGCUCUUCCUUGCAAAAGCAAAGAGAAAAAGCGAUGCAACCAAGGGAUUUGGCGGUUCAGCGGAAGCCAAAGGAAAGUGCAUUGAGACAGUCUAAAGACACGCCCAAGUCAAAAGGGAAACUUGAAAGGCAAGUCGCCGACACAAAGUUCAAGGCCUUUUCAUUGCCAAGAAAAAGACCAAAUGAUGCAGGGCCUCGGGCAACUACCACGGUGAAGCCAAGUAUUGCAGUAAAAAAAUUGAAGCUGGAAAAACCAAAGCAAGGAAAGAUUGCAAAACACCCAAUGCCGUACGCAGCAAAAAAUAUGUUUUAUGAUGAAAGGUGGAUAGAAAAGCAAGAGACAGGGUUUAAAAAUUGGUUGAAUUUUGUGCUGACAGCGCCAGAUGAUGGAGAAGAUUUGGCAAGCGAGGAGAAAAGAGGAAAACUUGCAUUGGAAUCGGACUCGAAUCAGCCAGUCGCCCCAACAAAAGAGGUGUUGUCCUUUAGAAUGUAUGCGGCAAGAAGAAGAAUGGCGAAACUUAGAAGAGAUGCUUGUUCGUUGUAUCAAUGCGAUCAGCUGGCUACAGUCAUUCAAAAACUUGAGAGAGAAAUAGAGCAUGGCCGGCUUGCUAUACGUACCGAUCGACAAGUUGAUGCCGACUUAGGAGUGAGAAAGCACAUAGCUGACAUGCUUUUGUCUUUCAACCCUCUUUGGCUCAGAAUCGGACUCGAGGUUGUUUAUGGUGAAAUUAUCCCUAUGCCUAGCAGCGAGAGAGUUGCUUUGUUAUCUCGCUUUAUUCAUCGUCGUUUGCUUGGGAAUCCGGACAUUGCUGAAGAAUACUCACAUCCUUCUGUGCCCGGCCUUUUUAAACCAGGCUACGUUGAGGCACUUGGAAAAUUUACAUUGAAGAAACUGCUACUCCUCGUGAUUUUCCUUGACAAAGCAAAGAACGCCAGGCUUAUGAGCCAUGACCCAUGUCUAUUUAACAAGGAUUCACAGUUUAAGUCAACUCGCGAUAUGCUGCUGAUGUUUUCACGUGAUUAUUUGCAUCGAGAAGGUGACAUCGUGAAGCAUUUGACGUACUUAGGUUAUGCCGUGUCCCAUGUUCAGACCCCGCUGCAUGAGUUUGACUUUGGAGUGAACUCUUUGGCAGUUGAUCUACGCGAUGGGAUGCGCCUUGUUCGGGUCGUCGAACUUCUGACCAAGAACUGGAACUUGUCUACAAGACUGCGAAUACCCGCUGUGAGUCGUCUUCAGAAAGUUCAUAAUGUCGAGCUGGCUCUCACUGGCUUGAAAGAAGCAAACUUGGAUAUCAAAAAUGGUGCUAGCAUUGAUGCACGGUUUAUUGUUGACGGACAUAGAGAGAAAACUCUCGUAUUGCUUUGGAACAUUAUAUUCCAUUUUCAGGUUGAUGUCCUUCUUGAUGAUCUGAAGCUGCGUGAAGAAAUAGCUUAUUUAGAGAAGAGCAAUCGGUUAAUACAAGCUUACAGAAAUUUUGAACGUGACAAUCCAGCUCUUGAAAUACAACCAGAAUCUUUUGGGAAAGAUCUUAACCUUCAUUCGGAUAAACUGUCUCUAUUGCUCAAAUGGUGUCGCCUUGUUGGACAGCUUCAUGGAGUACAGAUUGAGAACUUUACUGUCUCUUUUUCUGAUGGCCGGGCAUUGUGCUACCUGUUGCAUCAUUAUCACCCAGCCCUGCUGCCUAAAGACGCAAUACAUGAUGAUACUUCAGUUACAUGCAGCAUUUCGAAAGAGGAUGAUCACGAUAUUGAUGAUAAUCUCAUCUAUCAAAACUGGAUCAAGCCAAGAGGACCAGGCGACUUAACUAAUACCAACCUGACAAUGCUUUUAUUGAACGAGAAGAAAAACUUUGGUCUUUUUUGUGAGAAGGUAAAGGAAAUCGGACCGAGCCCAGCAAUGAUCUUGACAUCUGAUAUGUCUAACACCAUUCCCGAUGAAAAGGUUGUGGUUGUGUUUCUUUCUUUCCUUUGUUCGCGUUUGCUUGAUCUUCGUGAGGAGAUUAGGGCUGCUCGCUGCAUUCAGCUGGCUUGGAGGCAUCAUCAGCUUAAAAAGAAGCAAAGCAAAUUCCAGAUUCAAAUAAGAGCUGUUAUCAAGCUGCAGUCAGUUGCUCGUGGCUUUUUGGAGCGAAAGCGUCGUGGAAAGAUGGAGCAAGCAGCUGUCAAGAUUCAAGCGCUCUGGAGAGGAUAUACGGUUAGAAGAAAAUUAUUGCACGAUAGAGAGUUAAACGAACUAGGAGAACGGGAAGCUGCUGCAGCAAAAAUCCAGGCUGUUGUACGUGGGUUCAUCAGCAGAAAUAAUUUGAGAAAAAAAAGAAUGGCCGCACUCCUCCUUCAGAAAAAUGUGCGCAUUUACUUGUUGGAGAAAUCAAAGCGCUUGCAGGAAGAAGCAGCUAUUAUUAUACAAAGAAGGUUCAGGGAAUCAAGCUUGGCUCGUACUGAAAGGUUCUUCUAUUUACGAAAGAGAGAAGCUACGCUCAAAAUUCAACGUGUUUGGAAGACGUAUCGCACUCGCAAGGUGUUUCUCGAAAUGAGAAAUGCCGCUAUUAGUAUUCAAAAGUAUUGGAGAACAUACCUAUGUAGAAAACGGUACAAGAACGUUAUGAAAUCCGUUAUUACGUUGCAAGCACACUGGCGAGCACAUUUGACUGCAACCAGAGCAAGAAAUGAAUUCCUUAGCAAACGGGCAUCAAUUAUUGUUCUACAGAGAGCCUUUCGAGAUUUCCUCGCCAAACAACGAGAGCAACGAGAACAUGCAUGUUUAUGCAUUCAAGCAUAUUUUAGAGGCUAUAAAUGUCGCAAGUGGUACAGUCAGUUGCGCAGGAGCGUGAUUAAGGUGCAAGCUAUCACAAGGAGAAAGAUAUGCCAAAGGGACUACAGGAAGUUAAGAGCGAAUAUUAUUUCACUUCAAAGGAUUCGCAAAGCCGUGUUACUUGGAAGACAGGCUCGUAAAGACUUCAAGAAGCAAAGAGAAGCAUGCUCAGUUCUUCAGGCAGCUUAUCGUGGUAAAAAGGCUCGAAAAGUGUUUCUGGAAAUGAAAGCCAGUGCGGUGCAGGUACAAUCAUUGUGGCGUGGAAAAAUGUUAAGGAAACGGUACCAUGCUGUAAAACAUGCUGUCCUAGUGAUCGAAGCUGCGCUGGUAGCUAAGAAGCAUAUGCAACUGCAAAGGGCAGAGUUUCAAUUGAUUAGAACCAGCUCCGUCAAAAUACAAGCAACGUUCAGAGCUUAUAGGCAGCGAAAGUGUUUUCUGCAAUUAAGGUUAGGUGCUGUACAAAUGCAAGCACUUUAUCGAAGUAACGUACAAAGGAAACAAUUUUUAUCGAUUAGAAAUGCAGCUACAAAGAUCCAGCGACGAUUUAGGGCCACAAAAGUUGGUGAAGUGGACAGAAGGAAGUACACGAAGCUGAAAUCUUCCUGCGUUUUCAUUCAAUCACUUUAUAGAUGCAAGCGUGCUAAACGAAGUUAUCAAAAGCUCAAGUCAGCUGCUCUUACUAUUCAGAGACGUUACCAUGCUAUGAAGCUAUCGCAAGCUGCACAGGUCCAUUUUCUAAUUACCAGAGCUGCUAUUAUCAGCAUACAAUCAGCUUACCGUGGGUACGCCACCCGUAAGGAGCUUCAGAUGCGUCAUUCUGCAGCACAGAAGAUUCAGGCAUUAGUCAGAAUGCAUAAGGCGAAAAGAGAGUAUUCUCGUUUGAAGAAGGCAGCUGUCUGUAUACAGAGGCAAUAUAGGGAACAAAUCAUGCUAGUUGCUGUCAAGGCAUUUAAAGAGUUGAGAAAUGCUGUCAUUUCAAUACAGGCUGCAAUGAGAGGAUUCGCCGUGCGUAAAGCAAUAAGGAAGACAAAACUUGCUGCUCUGAGGAUACAAGCAGUGUAUAGAGGUUACCGAGAGAGAAAACGCUACAGAGUCAUUCAGAGGGCAGUACUGACUGUCCAAAAGAAUGUUAGAGCUCAUCUUGUCAGGAAAGAAUAUCUUCACAUAAAGACGGCUACAAUUAAAGUCCAAAGAUUAUACAGGGGAUAUCGACAAACAAGGGCAGCAGUAGAGGAGUACCAGAAAAAGCUAGUUUUGGUGAUAAAGAUUCAGACAGCCAUAAGGGGCUUUUUAGCGACCAGGACCUUGCAUAAGAACAAGGCCGCUCGCAAAGUACAAGCUGCCAUGAAAGGGUUUGUUGAGAGAAAGAAAUAUCGCAACCUCAAGAGCUUAGUUGUAAAACUUCAAAGAAAUGUAAGGUUUAAGAUUGAAACAAAACAUAGGGAGAAGGCAGCAACUAGCAUUCAAUUGCGUUGGAAAGAAUACAGAAUUGCACGUCUCCAGCGCUGUCAGUUUAUCGAAAUGAGACAAUCUUGUGUUACUUUACAGUCACUGGUCAGGAAAUGGAUUAACAGAAGGAAUUUUUUGCUUACAAAGGAGGCCACCCUUGUAAUCCAGCGACGAUACAGGGCUCAAAAAGAGAUGAAGGUGAGUCGAAACAUGUUCACCAAGACUCGACAGAGAGCCAUUCAAAUUCAGGCCGCUUACCGAAUGCAUUGUGCCAAAAAAGAGUACAGGGCUAAACGAGAGGCUAUCAUUUUAUUACAAAGGCGUCUGCGAGAAGUGUUAGUUAUUAGGAAAUUGAAGCGUUUGGUCAAGGCUGCAUUAGCAAUCCAGUGUUGGUUCAGAGCUACUUCUAUGAUGAGAAGUCAACGCCACGAAUUUUUAUUGGCAAAAUCGUCUGCAGUCACGUUGCAGUCAAAUUUUAGGGCUAUGAGAGCACGAAAGAUUUACUUAUCGUCACGGAAAGCAGCUGUGAAGAUACAAUCGUGGUACAGAAUGGCUGUUGCCCGUAGGAAUUUUCUCAGAAAGAAGAGUGCAGCACUGGUUAUUCAGAGACGCUACAGAGCUUGUGUUGCGUGCCAGGAGCACUCUGUUUUCUACCAUUUCAUGCGGGGCGCUGCCAUCACAAUACAAGCUUCGAUCAAAGGUUUUUUGGCUCGGAAACAGUACUUGCAGAAAAAGAAGUCUGCGAGAAUAAUUCAAAGUGUUUUCAGAAAGUAUAUAGCGCAGAAAAGCUACAUGACACUGCGCCAGACAGCCAUUUUACUACAACGACGUGUAAGAGCCAAUUUGGUUAUGCGUGCUCAUCGCCAGAAUUUCCUUCGGAAAAAGUCGUCUGCAAUCGUCAUUCAAAGAGCGUUUAGAAAGUUUACAAGAACUAAGAAGGCUGUUGUUAUUGUGCAGUCUACAUACCGAAUGUUGAAACAGAGGAGAAUGUUUAUUAAAAUGCGCAACAGUUGCAUCAUCAUCCAGCGAUGGUUUGGCCAAUGUUUGGAAAGGAAAAAGGCCGCCAUUAAGUUACAGUCGCUCGGUAGAAUGAUUAUUUUCAGGAGGCUGUACAGAGAGAAGAUAGAAGCGUGUAUUAAGUUGCAGUCAGUCUUUCGAAUGCACUUUGCUAGGAAACGCUAUUCAUUACAACAGCAAGCAAUUGCUGUGAUACAGAGACGAUACAGAGCUCACGUCACAGGUGCCAUGCAGAGACAAAAAUAUCUAAUGAAACGACAAUCGUGUAGAGUCAUUCAGUCUGUAGUUAGAAUGUGGUUAUCCAGGAGCAGAUUUUUGAAGCUCAAGCACAGUACGUGUAUCAUUCAAGAGCACCAGAAAGCUUACAGCGCAAUGAAGAAACAGCGAACGAAAUUUCUCGCUUUAAAGGCUGCCGUUGUAGUAAUUCAGGCUAGCUAUCGAGGCUUUAAAACUAGGGUGUAUACAGAUAUGUUGCGUAAAAAGAAGUUGUUGGAAAGCCACCUCAAGCAAAUUAUAGAGCAGAGAGUCCUCUCUAACAGGCAAAGAGCCGCCACUAUGGUUCAGAAAAAUUUCAGAAGGUUCAUUGCUCAGAAGAAAUUUAUUUUACUCAAACAAUCAUCUGUGAGAAUUCAGAGAUUUUAUAGAGGAUAUCUGUUAACUGCUAGAGUCAGAAGCGAGUAUGAAGAUAAAAGACUUAAGGUCCAAAUAAUACAAAGGGCAUAUCGUUCUCAUCUUGCUAAGAGGCAGUUGUUGGUUUUAAAAGAGGAAAAAGAAAAACUGAACAAGGCCGCUGCACACAUACAAGCCAUGUUCAAAUGUUUUGUGGCACGUAAAGAGUUUGUAAAGAGGAAAAACGCCGCUUCCACCAUACAAAGAUGUUUCAAAUGCAUGCUGUUAUCAAGGCGUGUUAGGAAUGAAUAUCUGCAUUUGAAAACAUGUGCCGUCACGAUUCAGCUUGCAUAUCGCUCAUACGCCAUUAGAAAUUCCCUCGAAAAACUUAUUACGGACCGGAAAAGGCGACAACGUGCGGCUGCUGCUAUUCAAGCCGCUUUCCGUGGAUACGUGAUCAGGAAAGAAUUUCAGCGAUUGAAAAAAGCCACUUUAUUUGCCCAGAGUUUCUACAGAAGCGCUCGUCUGACGAAAAGCGCUAGAGUCAACUACAUUCACAUGAAAUGGGCUGUUGUGAGGAUCCAGACAGCAUAUCGCAAGUGCAGAGCAGAACUGCAUUUACGUGCGGCUAGAAGGAAGGAGUUAGAAGAUAAUGUUAUAAGGAUCCAGAGAAAGUUUAGGGCACAUCGAGAUAUGGUGCGAUGUAGAAUUGAAUUUCAAAACCUGCGCUCUGCUGCCAUAAUUAUUCAGCAUGCAUACCGUGCUUUCAGGCAACGGAAAUUGGCUGCAAGAAAAGCUGCGGCCAUGAGAAUCCAGACGGUGUUCCGAGCGUUCAGGCAGCGAAAGUGUCGAGAAGAGCGCUGGGCAGCUGCAGUUGUGAUCCAAAGGUGGUACCAUUCUACGACGCUGAUGAAAGAAGAAAGAGCGAAGUACUUGGGGCUAAGAGAAGCUGUACUGUGUAUACAGAAAUGCUGGCGAGGUUACCUUGUGCGAAGGAGCAUUGUCGAUCAGAAAGUUAUUCUUGCACGCGAACGGAUCAAUAGUGCGACCUCUGAAGCAACUGAACCAAAGAAACUGUGCAAUAGGACAAAGUCCGCUCUGAGUUACUUGCUGAACUGUAGAAAUGUGACUACAAUUUAUGAAGCUCUCAGAAAUCUUGAGGUUGCAACUAGACUUUCGGUAAAGUGCUGUGAAAGACUCGUAGAGGACAAUGCCUUGACAGUUAUAUUUCAGAUAAUGCGAAACUGCAACCGAAGUUUGCCGUCUAUCGAGCAGAUCAACAUGGCAUUGCUCGUUCUUAUAAAUGUAUCAAAGUGCCCCACUACUUAUAUGGCAAUUGUUGAAGAUGGAGAUUUUCUACAACAAAUUACGGAAAUUAUGGUAAACUUCAGAGAGAAGAAGAAAAUAUUUCCACCCUGUUGCCGACUUCUGUCGAUUUUGUGUCAAGAUGCUUCAGUUAGCAAGCUCUUGCGAAACAGUGAGGUCCAACUUAAGAAAAUUAAAGGCUUGUAUUCGCUGAUUGGUCGUAAAGCCGAAAUUGAACAAAAGCGAAAGAAUUCAAAAAUUCUUACAAAAGGAGUUUCCAGUAAGGAAGGGAGGGAAUCGCUUACGGUAACUGAGCAACUCAUUAGUAUCAAGGGUUUUAUGCAGGUUUUAAGUUUGGCGUGACGGCCUUUCUUGGUUGAAUUGGCGCUUCAAAACCUCAUGACACUGCCCUUUUCCCCACAUAAGAUCCAACUACAAGAAUGCAGGGACGAUAAUCUGGAAUGUACAGGAAAAAGCAUUGGAAAUGGGCAUCUUUGCUUCAUCGCAGAUCGUGACAAGGACGAACUCGCUUUUGUUGACGAUUCGGCUGUAGUGUUUGAGGUUCUCUAAGUUUUUAUGUUUUCAGGACUAGUUUGUUAUUAUUUAUGAUUGCGCUUUUUUAAUGCUUUUAAUAGUAUAGAAGUAUGUUUUCUUCAAAUUUAUUAAAUUAAUGAGCCAUAGUAAUGUUUGGUUUGGUUUAGUCGUUUCUGUAUCUUUUAAUUUCUGGGACCUUUUUCUCGUCCACAACAUGGAAUCCGCAUGAAAGCCAAAAGAUAUGGAGAGUUGAUUAAGGAAGAUGCAGAUGCAUCUAACACGUGACAGGGCACAGGCUAGGCAUUGUUAGCUUAUCCUUUAUGUAUACUGCACGUCACGAAAGUAUAUUUAGUCAUAAUACCCUCCUCAUCAGCGUUGAAUAAGCCCUACAGGUCCCAGGAAAAGUUUAUUUCCAUUUAAGUUGCUAUUUGAUUUUAUAUCGAAUUUUCUUUAAAUCUUCCCUUUGUUUUAAUUACAAUCUACAACAUAUUUUGUAAAUACUUGUAUAUUAUACUAUAUACGCCCGUAACAAAGCGAUGAAUUUUGAA
This is a messenger RNA of Rhopilema esculentum, 10597 nucleotides long. RefSeq lists its product as uncharacterized. Gene Ontology annotation, cellular component: spindle pole. NCBI's taxonomy places the organism in Eukaryota, Metazoa, Cnidaria, Scyphozoa, Rhizostomeae, Rhizostomatidae. Gene Ontology annotation, molecular function: calmodulin binding. The record is from RefSeq and is a predicted model, not a curated record. Gene Ontology annotation, biological process: mitotic cell cycle; spindle organization; establishment of meiotic spindle localization.